Molecule: messenger RNA, 1661 nt
Organism: Camponotus floridanus (Florida carpenter ant)
Lineage: Eukaryota; Metazoa; Arthropoda; Insecta; Hymenoptera; Formicidae
Gene: noi
Product: splicing factor 3A subunit 3
Exons: 2
Coding region: 1-1503 (500 amino acids)
Biological process (GO): mRNA splicing, via spliceosome
Cellular component (GO): nucleus; spliceosomal complex
Molecular function (GO): RNA binding; zinc ion binding
Source: RefSeq, a predicted model, not a curated record
AUGGAAACGAUAUUGGAACAACAACGACGAUAUCACGAAGAGAGGGAACGAUUGAUGGAUGCAAUGGUGAAAGAGAUGUUGCACAGAAAGACAGGUCAUCGCGAAAAUAUCAAUUCGGAACAUCGUCUAAAAAUGUUACUGGAUCAAUAUAUGGAUAGUACAAUGCAUUUACAGGAUUUAUAUGAGGAUAAAGAUGGACAAAGGAAAGAAGAGGUUCAAGCACUCUCUGGUCCAAAUGAAUUCUCAGAAUUUUACUCGCGUUUAAAAUCGAUAAAGGAAUUUUAUCGGCGACAUCCUAAUGAAAUCAGUGUCCCUAUGUCUGUUGAAUUUGAGGAAUUAGCUAAGAUGAGAGAAAACCCAACGGAAGAAUUGUCCAAUCUUGUUGAAUUUACAGAUGAAGAAGGUUAUGGGAAAUAUCUUGAUCUUCAUGAAUGUUACCAAAAAUACAUUAAUCUUAAAGGAAUAGAAAAAAUAGAUUAUAUAACUUAUCUGUCAACCUUUGAUCAUCUAUUUGAUAUUCCUAGAGAGAGAAAGAAUGCCGAGUAUCAAAGAUAUGUUGAAUCUUUACUAGGAUAUUUGACAGAUUACCUAAGCAGAGUGAGACCUCUGCUAGAUAUUAAUACAGAGAUUGCAGAAGCUAAUAAAGAUUUUCAGACUCAUUGGGAAAAGAGCACAUUCACUGGUUGGCCCAAGGAAGCUGGAAGUGCUUUGACUCAUGUAGGAGCACACUUGGAGUUAUCUGCAUUCUCGUCAUGGGAAGAAUUAGCGUCUCUUGGUUUAGACAGAUUAAAAUCGGCUUUAAUGGCUUUAGGACUGAAGUGUGGAGGUACACUUGAGGAACGAGCACAAAGACUUUUCAGUACGAAAGGUGAAGCCUCUUUAGAUCCCAAUUUAUUAGCUAAGAAUCGGAAGGGAAAGUCAGCUAAAACUAGAGAUUCUGAAAAGCAAAAGGAAAUUGCACGUUUUGAAGCUCAUGUGUAUAGACUCGCUGAACUAAUAUCUAGUCAACGAGUAGCCACAAAGGAAAAUGUACAAAGAAAACAAGCAAGAACUGAGGGUGAAAGAGGUGAUUCUGAUGCAGAGGCAAGCGCGAGUGAAUCAGAGGAAGAGGAUGACAAUGAGGUUCCGUAUAAUCCAAAAAAUUUACCCUUGGGCUGGGAUGGAAAACCUAUUCCUUAUUGGUUGUAUAAACUGCAUGGUUUAAAUAUCAGCUACAAUUGUGAAAUUUGUGGCAAUUUCACAUAUAAAGGUCCAAAAGCAUUUCAGAGACACUUUGCGGAAUGGAGACAUGCCCAUGGCAUGCGCUGUCUUGGCAUUCCUAACACAGCACACUUUGCGAAUGUCACUCAAAUUGAAGAUGCCCUUGCGUUGUGGGAAAAACUCAAAGCACAAAAACAAGCAGAGCGUUGGCAACCUGAACAGGAGGAAGAAUUUGAAGACUCGCUUGGCAAUGUAGUCAAUCGUAAAACAUAUGAGGAUCUUAAAAGACAAGGCCUGCUAUAAAAUAAAAUAUACAAUAAAUUUUAUUACAAUGUUUAAUCAUCUGUAUCGCCAGUUUUUAUAAAAACUUUUUUUUCAUUAAAGUGUUUUUUGCCAUAAAGACAUUUUUUCAUCCGUUUGUCUUGAAACCUAUUAAAUUAUGUUAAUAUCACAUUUGAAAC